AUGAAGAAGGUGGGCACGAGGAUCUCGCAUGCAGUGGCAGCAGGCUGGCGAUUCUUGAUGAGCCAGUUCUUCCACAGCAAGGACCGGAUGAAUGUCCACGAGUCGGAGCGCCUGAGUCUUGGGCACUUCUUCCUUGGGAAGCGCGAACACUUUCGUGAACACUGUUAA
This is a messenger RNA of Phytophthora nicotianae INRA-310, 168 nucleotides long. RefSeq lists its product as hypothetical. Bases 1 to 168 code for a protein of 55 amino acids. Lineage: Eukaryota; Oomycota; Peronosporomycetes; Peronosporales; Peronosporaceae. The transcript has 2 exons. The record is from RefSeq and is a predicted model, not a curated record.